AUGUGUUGGGAUUGAAGGGCAGCAGCUCCAUGGGCCAUCUGUCUCAGCGGCGACAGCAACAAAGACGCCAGGAUGGUGCUGGUACAUGUCGGAUAUCUUGUUCUUCCAGUUUUUGGGUCUGUGAACAACAGAGGUACUAACUUCAGGGGUCCCCCUUUUCCAAGGUCACAGUCUUCUCAAGCCACUUCCUGCAGACAACUUCACCUCACUCAUCAAUAUGAAUUUCCUCUGCCUUAUUCUGUCCAAUCACAAGCAGCUCUGAGCACCCAAGUGACUUCAUCGCAUCAGCACACCACAUCCUCAUUGCCGUUGCACCAACCUUUGACAACCUUACCAAGCCCCCAGUUCCAAGAUGUGCCCACCUUCUUAACUCAGCCGCUACACCAGCAAUACCUCCUGCACCAGCAGUUGCUCGAGGCCCAGCAGGGAAGGCUGAUGGCAUUCCCCAGGCGGACACAGGAAAGGGCACCUCCUUACCCUCACCGCCUCCGGCCAGCCUUUGACCUCACCAACCAUUCUGUUUCACCAGUGGGAACACAGCCCAGGUACCUGACUGAAGGCAUCGAUUGGGAAAUCAGUGCAGAGGCUGGAUUAGCCCAUGCUCAAUAUCAGUUCCUCCCAGUGCACCGUCUACACCACUAUCCAGCAGCUCCCAGGAUACAUCAUAUAUCCAGAAGUAUGUCUUCAACAUCAGUGAUUAUUCAUGACCUAAGGAAUUAUUCUUAUCCACAUCUUCACCUGCUUACGCUCCAAGGAUUGAAUGCAGGACAACAGAUUCCAGCUGUCAGAGAAAGUUAUGAGGAACUGUUGCAGUUAGAGGACAGACUUGGGACUGUGAACCGGGGAACCAUGCAGAAUAUGAUUGAGAGGUGCACCUUGCCACACAAGUACAGAAAGAGAACCCAACAGGGCCUCAAAGAAGAUAAAAAGGAUGAAGAGGAAACUGACUUUGAUGAGAAGUGUACAAUUUGCCUCUGUAUGCUAGAGGAGGGAGAAGAUGUCAGGCGGCUCCCAUGCAUGCACCUGUUCCACCAAGUCUGCGUUGACCAGUGGCUGGCCACCAGCAAGAAGUGUCCAAUCUGCCGAGUGGACAUCCAAGCACAACUGUUCCCAGACAGCUGA
Molecule: messenger RNA, 1122 nt
Organism: Pristis pectinata (smalltooth sawfish)
Lineage: Eukaryota; Metazoa; Chordata; Chondrichthyes; Rhinopristiformes; Pristidae
Gene: ark2ca
Product: ring finger protein 165a
Molecular function (GO): zinc ion binding; ubiquitin protein ligase activity
Source: RefSeq, a predicted model, not a curated record